AUGGCCCAGUUCGAGGAGGUUCUUGGCGGAGUGCGGCUGGCUCUGACCUGGGCCUCUCUUGCUGAGAUCAAGGCUAUGCUGGAGGGUUUAGUGGAGGAGCAGAUCAUCUCAGAGGCCUACAGAAAAAGCUUAAGUCUUCACCGAUUUAUUGAGGGGAUUGCACCUGAGACCAUUCACAGCCAAUCAACAUGUAAAGCUGGAUCUGACAAGCUGGAAAUUCAUUCUCAAGAAUCCACCGCUCACUGGCAACAAGAUCAAUGGGGUCAGGUGAGGAAAUACGGGUUAUCAACGUCAAGAGAAUCUGCCAUCACUAUCCACGACCAGUUGAGAUCAGAGGAUGAACAUAACAGUACAUGGUCCAAGCCAAACCUUCAUCCACUCUAUGGUUCUGUGAGCCAAGGACAUAACCCUAAACUGAUACAGGAGUUGAGCCAUUGGAUGUCAUCAAGAGGGCCAGUGAUGGACGAACACUACACCAGUCACAGGAUUGUACGUGUAAGUGAUAAUGAAAGAGUAGAUGAGUCGAAUUCGGAGGAUGAGAAGGAGUGGUUGGAGCAGGUAGAGGAGGCAGCCAGGCGAAUAGCAGUGCCUCUGUGGCAGCACUGGGACCGAGGAGAGAGAAUGUUACUCCCCCUACUCCCAUGUGUGACUGCUGUAUGUUCAGCAAGUGCAAAAAGAGCGAGUGAUGCACCAUGUCCUGUUUCUGAUAUGGAAGAUCAAACAGAGCUUGCAGUCGCCUGCCAGAUGCUAGACUUGUAUACUGACAGUAUGGAGGUCAAGAUUACAAACACAAGCUUGACAUUGGAUACAGAGGGAGCCACCUACUCAUUAAAAGGCCACUGUUUCUCAAUGUAUGACAAUGUAGCGGCAACUGAAUUGAACACGGAUCAUUUCAAUAUUUGUGAAACAACUGACACAGCAUUAAAUGCAUCACCUGUUGAGGCCCGUGCAGCAGACGAAUAUGAAAAUGAGGAUAAGGAGAGGUUGGAUUCACACUGGGAUACCAAGAUGCAGGAAGAGGAACAGAAUCUGCCUCCCUAUUCUGACUUGGAAGAUCUACAAGUUACCGAGAUGCAUGAAGUGGAACAGGACCUGCCUCCCGAUCCUAACUUUGGAGAUCUACCAGAUUUAUCUGAAUUCCUCAAUGAUGAUUACCUGCGAAAGUUUAUGGAACAGGAAGACACAGAAAUCCUCUUUGGUGAUCCAUGGUUGAAUGGUGUGGACGUCAACAACAACAACAACAACUGUGAUAUUAUCACAACAACAGCAUUACCCAGCGCAGAGAGCCACCAGCAGGAACAGCAGCACAAUGUAACAAGCAAAACAAAUCACAGGAGUAAAAGACCAAGAGCUCCCCGGUCACAACCUUGCACUGAAGGCAACAUGCCAACCAGAGCUAAAAGGCAACGAGCAGCAGGUCGAGCAAAGACUAAAAAGGCACAGACUGAGCCAGCUGUCACUCAGGGUAGUGACAUGGGAUCAGAGCCAAUUCCAGCAGAGACAGCAGGCCUCUCCACAUCUCCACCGAGAAUCCUUCAAUUCCAUUCUCCCAUCCAGUUUAUCACCAUCCCAGACACCCCAGGAUAUCAGGUUGUUCAGACACUGAGUCUCUCUCCUCCGGUUAUUCUUCCACUCCCAAAUACAGCUGCUGCACCCACAUACAUAUUUGUGCCUGCUCCCUCACCACCCCGCAACCUCCAAGUGCCACCCCUCUCCCCUGUGGACGGUGCAGUAGCACCAGUUCAAAUGAGUUCAUCCCCACCUGGAUCUUUGUCAGAUACUGCUAGCAAAGCUAUGUCUCCCCUUUGUGCUUCACCACUCUCCCCCAGUAAUGAGACAUCCCCCUGUAAAGAAUCACCUGUUCCUCAGUCUCCCACCGUCCUUGACAUUCCACAGAGUGUCAAGGACUACAUUCAGAAGGCCAAAGUCCACAUGAGUCAAGCCUGUCAGGAUAUGGAGGCAGGUUUGAACCUGACAUCUCAUUACGUAGAUGUGGAAGUGAUCCAGAGAGAGAUUCUUCGUUCUGGAAAAAACACAAACAAAUGCCUGGACAAAGAAUUAGUCAUCAUGGGAGACACAGACCGACAAAAAAGCUUGUUGGGGCAGAGUCAGAUCUUUGAGAGCUCAAAUGGAGACAAACCCAAACGCUACAUAUUGCUAUUCAGCAAUGCAGGCAUGGGAAAAACCACCCUGAUCAAGAAGCUGUGUCUUGACUGGUCCAGAGACUGCAUCCCUCAGUUUGACUUUGUCUUCUUAUUGGAUGGCAAAGCACUCACCAUAACAGAGCCGACCUAUAGCCUUCAAACCCUCCUGCUCAACCUCUCCUCCUUUGCCCCUUCCUGUAUUGACUCCCAAGCAGUGUAUGCUCAAAUCCUCGCAGCUCCUAAGCGUGUGCUCAUCAUUUUUGAUGGGUUUGAACAAUUGCGGGACUAUGAAAUUCUACUCCAGACUCAAGAAAAAGAUUUAUUCUCAUCAUUGCAGAAAGACAGUAAAGCGCAGACAUACACAGUGAGACAGCUAUACGCAGCCAUCCUUCAGAGGGCCCUCCUACAGGGCAGCACGCUAUUGCUCUCUACCCGACCAAGAGGCACUGCCAGCCAGCUACUGCGGCGGGCGGACAGCCUUUUGGAGAUGAGUGGUUUCACCCCCACGUAUGUCGAGAGUUAUUUGUCAAAGUACUUUACUGAUCCUGCCCUCAGGGCAUCUGCUUUGGACUGCUUACAAAACUCCAGCUAUCUACAUCUCCUCUGCUGGAACCCUGGGCUAUGUCGGCUGGUGUGCUUGGUUUUAGAGCAGUCCAAAAGUUCAGGGACUCUACCGAGAACUUUAACUGGGCUCUGCCAUCAAGUGCUUCGCCUAAAAAUGGAAAGGGACUGUAGUAACACAAACUCACAGGCUGAGGCUCAAGCACAAAUAUCCAUUCAAUGUGUAGAAGAAACCCAGACACAUGUCUCUAGUAGCACUGAUGUGAAGAGAAGAUCCAAAAAUACUCAGAGAAAGUCCCGAACACAGGUGCACACUCGUUCUCGAACCCAAAGAGCAAGGAGGGCAAAAGCAAAGGAGAAAGAGGCAGAUGAUUUGGAGGCAGAGGAGAUGAAGAGUGGUGGAGGUGAAAUACAGAGCACAGAGGACAAAGAGUUGCUGUCCCAGGUGAGCUCUUUGGCCUGGGAUGGGGUCAAAGCCAACUCUUCUGUCAUUCCCGCAGGACGGACCAUAUCCGCCAAACUCAAGGCUUUUGGCCUCAAGACAGGGCUAUUCCUCUCUCACCACCUGAGGACGACACAGUUUUACUUAAGUGGUGAGACGGAUGGAGCAGAAAGAAAGGACGGAAAAGAAAUAGAAGGAGGAAGGAAAGGAGAAAGAAGGGUGAACCGAGGAAGCACAGAUGUGGAAAACAGUGAAAACAUACUUCUGUGGGCCAACCCCUUCCUUCAGAGUUACCUGGCAGGGGUCCAUCUGUCUCUGUCAAGAACUGUAUCAGACCGUUCCUUCCUACAGACCCUCCCUUUCCAGUCAGGCCCAAAGGGGCGUCGGCGACCCCAAAGAGAGGAGCUGGAGCUAACAUUGAGAUUUGCAGUUGGUCUCCUCUUUCACAAUCGGACAGAGCUGCAGAGGCUUCACUUGUACACAGAGACAACCUUCAGAGACAUGGUGGUCAGCAAGCAGGGUUUAGUAACCAAACACAUUGAGGAACUUUCCCAUGUUGACAUGAGCCCCGCACAGAUUCUGGAGGCAUGUCACUAUGUUUAUGAGGCAAGUUUCACACAUGAUAACAAUAGCAGAGACAGUGGUGGCACACGAUUGGCCACUCACCUGGCAGCGAACCUUCCAGAGGUCCUGACAUUCCACGGAGUUUCACUCAGCCCACUGGACACGUUCGCUGUGCAGAAGAUUCUUGAAAGGGGUGGAACUGAAGGUAGAAGUUUCUGUUUGGAUCUCGAGGACUCUGGGAUACAGAUCUCUGGACUCAGGGCCCUGGUGGGGCUCAGCGACAUCAACACAUACAGGGCGUGCAUUGCCGAUGUCAUCACCCUAUGGGGAGAACUAAAGCAGAGUGGUGAAGAGGUGCUCCUACAACAGGUGGUCUCCAAGUUCAAGAUCCACCCUCUGAAAGCCACGCAGGUCUGUCACAUAGAUCACCUGGCCAAGCUGGUGAACAUACAUGUGAACAGGAGACUGUCAGACAGCUCCAGCCAAUCAGAUUCCAUCCUGGCAGAAGGAGUGCCAGCAGUCAAAGAGCUACACAAGCUGGAGUUUGCGCUUGGUCCAGAGAGUGGCCCCCUGGCUCUUCCCAAGCUGUGGGAGCUCCUGCCAGGUUUAAAUAACCUGCAGCACUUAGAUUUAGAGAAGAGCAAGAUCGACGACAAAGGAGCUGAGAAGUUGGCAGAAGCUUUAGUCUCCCUCUGCUCUCUUGAGAUACUCAAUCUGUCACAGAAUUGUAUAGGGGACGAGGGGGUGAAGAAACUCACAGCCACACUGAGGGAUCUACCCAAAAUGCACCAUUUAAGUCUCUACAGUAAUGUGAUUUCUGAUGAAGGGGCAGAGAGUUUGGCUGCUGCCCUCCCUCACAUGGCAUCUCUCACUGAGCUAGACGUGGCGUAUAACAAGUUGACAGAUGUUGGUGCACAAAGCCUGGGAGCCAGUCUAAGAAACUGUAAAAGAAUCAAGAUUUUGAGGUUGUGGAACCAGUGUAUUCCAUACGGAGUAUUUGAGAGACUUCAGCAGCAGGACCAGAGGAUCGCUUGGCAUUAGACUGUUGUAAAAUGUUUAUACCACAAGGCUGUGAACUUGUGUGUUUACACUACACAAUAGGUACAGCAACUACAUUCCCUAGAGCAUUUAUGCUUAAGAGACUGUGACAGUAACAAACACAGAGCAGGAGAGAGGAGAGAGCACUAAAACAAACAAACCAAACAUAGAUGAUUACUUGCUGCUUUAUUCAACCAUUCAAAUCUUUCUGGAUUCAUUCUAUUAUUCCAUUCUUUGCUGAAGGAAAUAAUAAUCUCUCCAUUUCAAACUCAGAAAGCACAUUUGCACUAUGAUUUUUAUAUUUUAGGCUUGAAUUGUAGAUUUUUUUUCUGUGAUUUUGUUUACUGAAGGGCCUGUUUUUUUGUUUGUUUGUUUGUUUGUUUGUUUUGUAUGGAAAAAAGUGCAUUUUUACUUGCUGUAAAUCCUACAUUGUUUUGCAAUCAUCUGCAU
This is a messenger RNA of Scomber scombrus (Atlantic mackerel), 5199 nucleotides long. It is a transcript of the gene ciita, whose product is annotated as class II, major histocompatibility complex, transactivator. Gene Ontology annotation, biological process: positive regulation of transcription by RNA polymerase II; positive regulation of MHC class I biosynthetic process; inflammatory response. The record is from RefSeq and is a predicted model, not a curated record. Gene Ontology annotation, molecular function: protein binding. The transcript has 23 exons. The coding region runs from base 1 to 4752 and encodes 1583 amino acids. Lineage: Eukaryota; Metazoa; Chordata; Actinopteri; Scombriformes; Scombridae.